AUGGCCGGUUUUGGUGUGAAAUCGCCUCUCAAUUCAUUCUUGAAUCACAUGAAUGACAUGCAGUUCCAGAAGGACGGCCACCGUAUGGCCAACGCUAUGUCCAUCGCUCAGAGGGAGUCUUUGACACCACUCUAUGACCACAUCAAUGAGACAGUCAUCUCGAAGUACGUCUUCGCCCCCUUUGACGACCUAUUGGUCGCUCAUCUCAGGUGUUGUCGAGCGCUGGUUGUGGACAACGACCCGAUCCAAGCGUUUCACUACAAGUGUCAGGGAAUCCAAGCGUUGACUAAAGUGUUGACGCAAUUGAAGGACGAGAACUGGAUUUUGCCGGUGAUGUACACAUCGGCCGUCGAGUUGAGACAAUUGGCAACCGUUGCGGAUCAGUACAAACGCAAGACCGGCGACACCUCUACGCACGUGAAGCCCGACGAGUGUCUGGAAGAGGCGGCCGCACAACUGAUGGCCUGCUUUAGGAUUUGCGCCAACGAUAACCGCGCGGCGCAUGACGUGUCCAAAAGGAAAGGCAUGAUUAAUCUGAUUAACCAAUUGUUCAAAAUCUACUUCAAGAUCAAUAAAUUGCAUUUAUAUAAGCCGUUGACCCGCGCUCUGGAAAACGCCAAUAUGAACAGUCAGUUCAGUUUAGCCCAAACCGUGACCUAUAAUUACUUCACGGGAAUGAAGUCUCUCUUCGACUCCGACUACAAGAAGGCCGAAGAGUUGCUGUCGUUUGCGUUCAACAAUUGUCAUCCCGAGGCCCACAAGAAUCACAGAUUGAUAUUAAUUUACUUAAUACCAGUGAAAAUGCUUUUGGGACAUAUGCCCAGCGAUCAUCUCCUCCACAAGUAUCGGCUCCAAGAGUUCGCACCAGUCAUCCAAUCGGUCAAAGAGGGUAAUGUGCGGCGUCUGGAUGAGGCCCUGGAGGCAAACGCCCACUUCUUCUGGGGGAACGGCAUUUACCUCAUUCUCGAGAAACUCAAAAUCAUUGCCUUUAGAAAUAUUUGUAAAAAAGUGGCGCUUAUUGUGGACUCGCAUCAGAUCCACAUCCAAGUGAUUAUGACUGCAAUGAAGCACUUAUACGAUGACAGCAUUACUCUCGAAGAAGUCCACUGUAUUCUCGCAAAUCUCAUAUUCGAAGGCAAAAUCAAAGGCUAUAUUUCAUUACAAUAUCAAAAACUUGUUAUUUCUAAACAAAAUCCAUUUCCGCCGCUCUCGUCGGUCACCGCCUAA
Medioppia subpectinata is the source of this 1227-nucleotide messenger RNA. NCBI's taxonomy places the organism in Eukaryota, Metazoa, Arthropoda, Arachnida, Sarcoptiformes, Oppiidae. The record is from the annotation of a GenBank genome assembly.